Molecule: messenger RNA, 1005 nt
Organism: Cryphonectria parasitica EP155
Lineage: Eukaryota; Fungi; Ascomycota; Sordariomycetes; Diaporthales; Cryphonectriaceae
Product: HET-domain-containing protein
Exons: 2
Source: RefSeq, a predicted model, not a curated record
AUGAGGUUAGAUGCGGUAAAAUGGUUGAUUGCAAGCCAUGCCAAAGUAGGAGGAACUAUAUAUCAUCAGCUUCCUAGUCUCCGAGCGCAACUAGCAACGGUCCCUCGAGUGCAGCUCCCUACAAGAGUUUUGGACCUGAGACCCAGUUCUUUCUCUUCAGACCGCCUCACUUUUGAAGAUAUGAGGCUAUUGAUAUCUAAUGGAGAGACGAUGGGUCAUUAUAUGACACUGAGUCAUCGCUGGGGCGAAGCGCACAAUUUGGAGCUGACACGAGAAAACCUACCGGCCUUUACCAAACGCAUUGAGUUUCGCCAUCUGCCACGAACUUACGAACAUGCCGUCAUAGUCGCCAGAAGCCUCGGGUUUCGCUACCUAUGGAUAGAUGCCCUCUGCAUUAUCCAGCACGACGAGCAUGACUGGCUGCGAGAAUCAGCCAAGAUGGCGACUAUCUACCACAACGCAAGUUGCAAUAUAGCCGCGCACACAGCACUUGACGAUAGCCAUGGUUUCCUCUGGCCUAAUUUUGCGCAGAGUCUGGCUGAUAGCGCCAUCAUGAAAAGAGGCUGGGUCUUCCAGGAGCGUAUCCUAUCGAAACGGAUAAUACACUUCGCGCGCGGUACAUCUUUCUUCGAAGACGCAUCUGGCGUUAUCAAGCCCGACGGCAUAGCUCCAGAGAACUACGACCCUAUUACAAACAACAAGAUGAAUCUCGAGGACGGGCUAGUAAGCCAGGAUGAGUGGUACCACCUCGUGGAGAGGUUCACCACCUGCAACCUUACUUUCGAGACCGAUAGGCUUCCUGCUGUAGCGGGACUUUCUGAGUACUAUGCGCAGCAAACUAUUGACGGGAAGUACCUUUGGGGUUUGUGGAGCGGGUCCUUCCAUCAAGGUCUUCUGUGGGUUACCACGGCUCAAGAUACGAACGAGCUACUUGAGGGCUACCGUGCGGCUGGCAUGCAACCUCCAUCAUGGUCUUGGGCGAGAUGGGCUGGCAAAAUUCGUUAC